AUGUCGCUGCUACGUGUGCCGCUUGCCCUCACUUCGGUUGUGGCACUCCAUACCUCUUUCAGCAAUCCUAACAAAUCGGUAUCCAAUGAAGAAGUCACAAAGUACGCGAAUGCCGAAGCCCCAGCGUGGCUUUUCGUACCUGUAUCGUGGAAGGUCUACGCAUGGACAAGCUUGAUAGGCGAGACAGCGGUUGUCGCGUCCAGCCACCUGCCGCCUAGUCCCGUGAAGGACCUCAUCCUCAGGACUCUAGUGCCGCGACCAUCGUGGGCUAUAUCGGCGAUCCAAGUCACGCCUACGUUCCUAGCAGGAUGUCUGUUGACGGUGGCUGGGUCGUACCUGCGCCUCAGCUGUUUCCGGACUCUGGGGGGCCUCUUCACCUUUCACUUGAGCAUUCGCGAGGAGCAUAAGCUCGUCACAAGCGGCCCGUACGCAUACGUUCGCCACCCGGCGUACACUGGAGGCGUAAUGGCAGCCGUGGGAACCGUGGUGUGUUUCCUCGGCGAGGGAUCAUGGCUGCGCGAAUGUGGCUGGCUUGAUGGUACGGGCGGGAAAGCAGUGGUGGGCGUAGCCGCAAGCUUGCUUGCUCUGACCGGUGUCUUCGUGACGCGCAGGAGCAUCAUGGAGGAUCGUAAGUUGAGGCAGGCGUUCGGGGAACAGUGGGAUAGCUGGGCGAGCAACGUUCCAUAUAGGUUCAUACCCUACAUCAUCUAG
This is a messenger RNA of Gloeophyllum trabeum ATCC 11539, 711 nucleotides long. RefSeq names its product ICMT-domain-containing protein. Gene Ontology annotation, biological process: C-terminal protein methylation. The coding region runs from base 1 to 711 and encodes 236 amino acids. Lineage: Eukaryota; Fungi; Basidiomycota; Agaricomycetes; Gloeophyllales; Gloeophyllaceae. Gene Ontology annotation, molecular function: protein C-terminal S-isoprenylcysteine carboxyl O-methyltransferase activity. The record is from RefSeq and is a predicted model, not a curated record. The transcript is spliced from 2 exons. Gene Ontology annotation, cellular component: membrane.